CAUUCUUUUUUCUUCAUGCCGUUUCACCAACUUCAAGGUGAAGCUUGAAUCAAGACUUCAGUCAGGCAUCCUGAUGAUAGUUCAGAGCAUCCAUGCCACUUCACCUUCACAGAGCCUCUCGCUCUGCAGUGUUCCGACUGACUUAGGUGGUAGAAUGCCAUAAUUCGAUUGAGUUCCCAUCGCGUUACCUCCAUUUUCACUCCCCUGUUUCGGCUUUCAAGUCCACUGGCAGGACAUGCGUGAUGUGUCAGAAACAGUUCGCUGCGCUAUGGCUCCGUGCGUAGUCAUCUAAGCACGCUGAUCCUGCAGAAAACAGUCAUUUGUCUAAACGCAGUUUUCGAUCAAGAAACCGUUCGCGAUGUCAGGGGGUGAUCUCGACUCCGACGAGUCAGCAGCCCGCGAUUUUUUCAGCAGGGAUGGAAAGGGGUUCCCCACAGCAGGACCUUCUCCCGAGCUCUCGGCGUCAUGGCCGAGCUUUCUCUUCUGGUCCUGGAUCGCGCCGUUCAUGCACUACGGCUACCGCAAAGUCGUCCAGGAAGACGACCUGUACGACUUGAAUCCCGUGGAGUCGACGCGGCACAGCGUGGACUGCUGGGAUCAGGCGUGGCGAACGGAGCUCGAGCGCGAGAAGCGGGACGCGGAAAAGAUGCGAUUGCGUCAGGGAUGUGAGGAGGAGGGGACGACGAGCGGGGGGAGGGGGGUGGGGCGAGUGUGGAGGGUGCUGGUUCGAGCAUUCGGCCGCUACUACUUCGUCGCUGCCAUUUGGAAGCCAAUUUGGCUCGCCGCCGUCUGCACCCAGGUUUACGUGUUGAAGCAGCUGGUGGGAGCGGCGGCGGCGCCAGAGCCGCCAGCAGCGUGGAGGGCGGCGCUGUUGGUGGUGGGCAUGGCGCUGACUUCCGUGCUGCAGAGCGUGUGUAUGCACCACUGCUUCACACGCUCGCAGAAAGCCGGCAUGCGUGUGCGCGCUUGCGUGUGCACGGUGGUAUACCACAAGGCGCUACGGAUGAAGCAGGUGGCUCUUGGGGAGGCAACAUCUGGUCGCAUGCUCAACCUCAUCACCAACGACACUCAGAAGCUCUUAGACGCCAUCACAUACUUCCACUAUGUGUGGCUGGCGGUGCUGGACCUGACUGUCAUCUGUGCGCUCGUCAUUGUGGAGGCUGGAGUGGCAGCUCUGGGGGGCGUGGCUGUCGUCUUCCUCAUCCAGCCACUCAUAGUGUGGAUGGCUAAGAGGGUAGCCGCAUUGAGGCCCAAGGCGCUCAAGUUCACGGAUGCGCGGGUGCGCUUGCUGGGGGAGGUGCUAUCUGGGAUGCGCGUGGUGAAGGUCAAUGGCUGGACUGCCGCCUUCCUGGACCGCAUCCGCGCACUACGAGACAACGAGCUGCAGUGGCUGCGCCGGGCGGCGUACGUGCGAUCCGUCAACUCCACGCUCAAGGACUCCGUCACCCCCCUGGCAUCCCUGGCCACCUUUGGCAUCUAUGUCGCGAUACAUGGGGACCUGCCCCCCCAAACAGCUUUCGCGGUGCUGGCGCUCUUCAGCAUUAUGGUCCGAAUCUUCUUCAUCGCCCCCACCGGCCUGCAGUUCGCUGGCGAGGCCGUCGUAGCUGUUGACCGGCUUGAAAAGUUUCUCGCGCUGCCCGAAGGGCAGGGCGGCUGCCUGGAAGAGAAGAGGCUGGAGCUGAAAGCAGAGGUGGAACCCGAGGGCAUAGUUGUGGCUCUCCAAGACGUGUCGUUUUCCUGGAAGCUGCCGUCCAGCGACCAGAAGGAGGCAGCAGGGGGGGAGAAGCGGCAAGGGGCGAGAGGGCUGUGGAGGAAGAGGGUUCUUGCACGGAAAUGGGGGAGGGCCGGUGGGGAGGAGGGUGGGAGCAGAGUAGAGGACACGGGGAAAGAGGAGACGAAUGGGGACGAGGCUACUGGGGACGUUCAGCCAGAAUGCAUGCAAGGAGUGGGCAAGGAGGGUGAUCAGGGAGGGGUGCUGAAUGAUCCACAAGAGCCUGCUGCUGCUGCUGCUGCUGCCAGAGCAGGUUUCUGCCUGCAGCGAGUGUGUCUGCGAGUGGAGAGAGGCGCGGUGGUGGCAGUGACAGGGGCUGUGGGCAGCGGCAAGUCAUCGCUCCUCCAGGCCAUUCUCGAGGAGAUGCAGUAUGUGGACGGCGCUAUGUAUGUCAGCAGCAGGGGGCACGUGGCAUAUGCAGCGCAGCAGCCGUGGAUUCUCAAUGCCACGGUCAUGGAGAACAUUCUGUUCGGGCAGCCAUUCGACGCGGGCAGGUACCAGGAGGUGGUACGGGCCUGCGCUCUCGAGCGUGACAUCGCUGCCCUGGCUGCCGGGCACCAGACAGAAAUCGGCGAGAGGGGCAUCAACCUGAGUGGGGGGCAGAAGGCGCGGAUAUCCCUCGCCAGAGCCUGCUACAGCAGCGCCCCCCUGGUGCUCCUAGACGACCCCCUGGCCGCAGUGGACGUGCCCACAGCCAAGCACCUCAUAGAGAACGUGCUUCAAGGGGGGGUCAUGCAGCGCGGUAACCGCACCGUCGUGCUCGUAACGCACAACCGCAGGUCGCUGGACGCGUGCUCGCAGGUGCUGCUGAUGACGCACGGACGGCUGGGAUUGGCCGGGAGCGAGGAGGAGUUGGCAGAGGUCGGGGCCAUCAGUGGGAGGACGAUGGCGCGGGUGCAGAGCAUUGAGGCCAUGGCUGCUGCUGCUGUGGAAGCUGUUCCUUCGGCUAGAUACGAGAGGGGGGGGGCUUGGGGGAGUGGGGAAAAUCUGGGAGGCUGGAAAGGGAAGAGCGUGGGGGAGGUUCUAGUUGGGGAGGAGGGAGAAGGAGAGGAGGAGGCAGUAGGGACUGGGGCUGGAAGGGAGGUGAUCCAAGGGGAAGGAGUGACUGGAGGGGAGAGGGACGGGGUGAUUGCAGGGAAGGAUGAGAGGGUGUCGACAGAGAGUAGGAGUGAUGGGCUUGAUGCUGUAGCCCCAUCACAGGCAGAAGCUGUUGGCAGGGGCAGAGAGGGUGGGGCACAUGAAGGGGCGGAGGCACUGGUAGAGGAUACGAGGAGGGGAGAGGUGAAGGAGAUGCAGGAGACGCAGGAGACGGAGGAUGCACAGGAGGCGCAGAAUGGAGCCGUGAGGCAGGGGGGGGUUGGGGUAGCUCAUGGUCCUGAGGCGCCUCAGAAGCAGACUGAGGACGAGACAUCUCAAGGACAGGACGGAGCCAUGGGGGAGGGGGUUACUGAGACGGGUGGUGUUGUGGCCCAGGGGGGAAAUGGUGCCUUAUGCCCGGGGGAGGAUGGAGUGGGGCAUGGCCUUAAGGCGGCAACGACAGAGAACGGUGCCCUGUGUCGGGGGGAGGAUGGGGCGUUGCGGUCGGUGCGGUGGACAGAGGGGCAGAUGGCGAAGAGGGCGCAGUGGGGGCAGAGCAGCACGGGGCGAGUGACUAUAAAGGAGGACAGGGUGGAGGGGCGGGUCACUCGUGCCACUUACAGUGCUUACAUCAGAGCAGGUGGAGGCUUUCUCCUCUUCGCCGCGCUGCUGCUGGCCUUCAUCGGCGCUCAGGCAGUGCGCACCUACGUGGACUUCUGGCUUGGCGUCUGGGUCGACCGCAAGUACUCGCUCUCCCCAGGCAUGUACGUAGGGCUGUACGCGGUGUUCACAGCGGGCGCCAUCCUGCUGUCGCUGCUGCGUGCCUUCUGGUUCACCCAAGCAGCGCUGGCAGCAGCGCGCCACAUGCACCACCACAUGGCCGUGUGCGUGCUGCGCUCACCGCUGCUCUUCUUCGAUCAGAACCCAGUGGGUCGCAUUCUGAAUCGCUUUAGCAAGGACCAGUCGUUGGUGGACGACCUCCUGCCCACCACCGUUCAGCAAACCCUGGAGCUCUUUCUGGGUUGUGCGGGCGCCAUAGCGGUGACAGCAGUGCUGGUGCCAUGGUUUCUGCUGGCGCUGCCCCCGCUGCUGCUGCUCUUCUUCCUGCUGCAGCAGCGCUACCUGCGCGUGUCCCGCGAGCUCAAGCGCAUAGACGGCCUCUCGCGCUCGCCCAUCUACGCCCACUUCUCGCAGUCGCUCCAGGGAGUGGUGUCGGUGCGAGCAUAUGGGGCAGCCCAUGCGUUUCUGCAGCACUUCGUGGCUCUGAUCGACGCCAACCACCGCGCCUACAUUCAGUUCGUGCACGCUGGCAGGUGGCUCGGGAUCCGACUGGACCUCUGCGCCUCUGCCCUCGUGACACUUGUUGCCAUCCUAGUGGUCGUGCUGCACGGCUCCCUGCCAGCAGGGUAUGCAGGAGUGAUUCUGGUGCAAUGCUUACAGCUCACAGGUCUCUUCCAGUACGCCAUACGGCAGGCAGCAGAGAGCGAGAACUACUUCACCUCGGUGGAGCGAAUCCACGCCUUCAUGCAGCUGCCCCCCGAGGCCAACCACCUCUCGCCACCUGGCGCUCUGCCGCCCGACUGGCCGCAGAAGGGGCGAAUAGAGUUCCGCCACGUGUGCAUGGCGUAUCGGGAGGACCUACCGUAUGCACUGAAUGAUCUCACCUUCACUGUGAACGGGGGCGAGAUGGUGGGCAUACUGGGGCGAACAGGCUCGGGCAAGUCCAGCCUGGCAGCCGUGCUCUUCCGAUUGGUGGAGAACAGUCGCAGCCGCGGCCACGUCAGCAUCGAUGGGUUGGAUCUCAGAGACGUGGGGCUGGACGACCUCAGACAGCGACUCUCCAUCAUACCCCAGGACCCUGUGCUCUUCCAGGGCUGUGUGCGGCAGAACCUGGACCCAUUUGGCCGCUACUCCGAUGCCGACAUGGUGGAUGCGCUCAGACGGGCCCAUCUCGCUCCCAGUUCUCAUGCCACACCCUCAGCAGCAGCAGCAGCAGGAGCAGUAGAAACCCCUCCUGCUCUGGGCAGCGGGAAAGCAGAUGAGGAAUGCAGGACUAACGGUGCAGGUGACGGAAACGCGGGUGAGCAUGACUCGUCCGCAUUGCUCAAUGGAUCCCCGCCCGAUGCUGCCUCGGCUGCAGCCACAAGGCUCCGUCCAGUGACUCUGGAUAUGGAGGUGUCUGAAAACGGGGAGAAUUUCAGUGUGGGUCAGCGGCAGCUGCUGUGUCUGGCCCGUGCCUUGCUGCGCCAAUCCCGAGUGGUGGUGCUAGAUGAAGCAACUGCAGCUGUUGAUGGUGAGACCGAUGCUCUCGUGCAAGCCACUGUGAGGGAACAAUUCGGUGUUAAUGGCAUGCGAGCUACAGUGUUGACUAUAGCGCAUCGCAUUGAUACGGUUAUUGAUGCAGAUAGGGUGUUGGUGCUUGCUCCUGGAGGAAGGGUUGCAGAGUUUGAUACUCCGGCCCAUUUGUUGCGGCAAGGGUUGGAUGAACGCGGCAUGAGAAGGGGAGAAGGGGGGUCAGUGUUUGCCAGUAUGGUCGAAAAUGCUGGGGUUGUGGUAGCAGCUAAGCUUUAUGGGGCAGCCAUGGAGGCCGAGAGUAGGAACAUGCAAAAUCGAGAGUAGCUUGUUACAUUGAUGCCCUAGUUAUUAUGAAUAGGUAUAAGGCCCCUCCAUUGCUUACAUUCAUAGAAAACUUAAAAUAGUCUCACACCCUCCAUGAUCAGCAGAAGCGAUGUUUUUCGGCCUUACUAUACCAACGCGAAUACACUAUUUGUAGCCGU
Molecule: messenger RNA, 5625 nt
Organism: Closterium sp. NIES-67
Lineage: Eukaryota; Viridiplantae; Streptophyta; Zygnematophyceae; Desmidiales; Closteriaceae
Source: the annotation of a GenBank genome assembly